AUUAUGACUCCAUGUCCCACAAUGCAUUUCCUCCUUUAAUUCCCAUCAUUCCCCGCUGCAACCCCUCCUGCACCGGUCAAGAUGGCGGACAAAGCAGUUCCAGUUGUCGAGAAGAAUCUGGGGAAUGUGAUGCUGAAAGAGUUGCCUAGAUGGCUCGCAGGUCGAAACUUGACCCCGACCGGACUCGUAAGAGGAGGCUAUGACUGGUACUACAACAAGUACAUCAAUGUAAAGAAGGGAGGCAUUGGUGGGAUCUCCAUGUUUCUGUUUGGAUACGUGGUCAUCAGCUACGUGUGGAGCUUCGACCACAUCAAGCACGACCGCUGGCGGAAGUACCACUGAGCCUCUCCAGCAGCCGUCACACCAUCAGGGGGUCGAACCAGCGUCUCCCCUCGCUCUUUAUAUGCUCAGCUACAUUGUGUUCGCUGAGCAAUAUGUUAGUAAUAUUGUUUGUAAUAUGUGACUGUUGUGACCAAUAAAAAGUAUAUCAACACG
Poecilia reticulata (guppy) is the source of this 495-nucleotide messenger RNA. It is a transcript of the gene atp5mf, whose product is annotated as ATP synthase membrane subunit f. Gene Ontology annotation, molecular function: DNA binding; proton-transporting ATP synthase activity, rotational mechanism. Gene Ontology annotation, cellular component: proton-transporting ATP synthase complex. Gene Ontology annotation, biological process: proton motive force-driven mitochondrial ATP synthesis. The record is from RefSeq and is a predicted model, not a curated record. Lineage: Eukaryota; Metazoa; Chordata; Actinopteri; Cyprinodontiformes; Poeciliidae.